Molecule: messenger RNA, 3502 nt
Organism: Thrips palmi
Lineage: Eukaryota; Metazoa; Arthropoda; Insecta; Thysanoptera; Thripidae
Product: NF-kappa-B inhibitor cactus-like
Exons: 6
Coding region: 482-1639 (385 amino acids)
Molecular function (GO): protein binding
Source: RefSeq, a predicted model, not a curated record
UCCAAGCAGGCAGUGACUAAACUUUCAGUGCGGAGCGAGCGCUCGAGUCGUGAGGUUGUGCAGUGUGUCGCGUUCUGUUUCGUCUGCUCUCGGAGAGUGACGCUCAGUGUGAGGUGGUGUUUUGGAUUGGAAAGGCUCCGCCAGUGUGGAAGACUUCCCCGUGCUGCAGUCCCGCUGCCGCCCCUGUUCAGUGAAGUGCUUCCCCGCCCCCCUGCGCGUCUCCGGAAAAUGUCUGUCAGCGCAGUGGAAGUGGAACCCUGCCUGGCAUUGUGCAGUGCUUCCCACAGCCCAGUGCACCAGAUUCGCUGGUGAUAACCACCUGGAUUCGAGUGCAUUGCCACUGGUUCCCCCUUCGGCCGCCUGCGCCUGCGCCUGCACCAGCACCUGUCGCCGUGCGUGUAGCUGCCACCCAGCCACACGUAACCUCUGCAGCUGUGCCCAGCUGCGGACAGCUGCUCCAGCCCAGUUGCUUAACCUCAAGAUGGCCCAUCCCCUGCAGUCGGGGGCCGCGCCCGAGGCCUGGCCGUGCGAAGAGGGCACCAAGAUCCGGGACUACUCGGACAAGUGCCACUCCGUGUACGACUCUGGCUGCAUCUCUGGGGCCAACCUUAGUUCAGACUUGUCCCUCUCGGAGGACUUAAGUUCGAGGUCGUCAAGGCCUUGUAGUUUUACAGACAUUCCUGCCGAGUCAGUAGUUAGUGAUUCCAAAAGUUAUAACCGAGAAGAUAGUGGUUUGGAUCUAGCGGAACCGUUUAGUAGCUUAUGUCUAGAAUCCAAUGAUCUCGGCAAGCAGUCAUCACAGUGUCAAACUACAAACCUUCCCAAGUGCAAUGUGCCAACUGUAGAAAGUACGACUGUGUUGCCUCAGGAUAACUCAUUAUCAUUACAAGCUUUGGAAUUUUAUCAACAAAAUGAAGAAGGAGACACGAAGCUUCACAUCGCCGUGGUGCAGGGCUUCAUCGAGGCCGUGUACGCCCUGGUGCGGAUGGCGCCACAGCCCCACCUGCUCAACAUCCAGAACUGCGACGGACAGACCGCGCUCCACCUGGCCGUGCUGACCGCACAGCCCGACUUCGCCAAGCGGCUGGUGCGCGCGGGCGCGUCGCUGGCGCCCCGGGACGCGUUCGGCAACACGGCGCUGCACCUGGCCGCCGAGACCGGCGACGUGGAGUGCGUGCGCGCCAUGCUGGAGGCCGUCGCCGACACCGGCAGGCUGCCCGUCGAACUGGAGCAGCGCAACUACGACGGCAUGAUGUGCGUGCACGUGGCGGCGGCGCGCGGCCACAAGGACGUGCUGCGGUACCUCAUCAACGCGGGCGCCAACCUCAACGCCAGGGACGCCAAGAGCGGACGCACCGUGCUGCACCUGGCCGUGGAGCUCGCCCGCCAGGACGUGGUGCACAUGCUGCUGGAGGAGGCCCCGCAGCUGCUGCACAUGGAAGCCACCACCUACGCCGGGCUGACUGCCUACCAGCUUGCCGUGUGCUACGACGCCAUGCUCGCCGAGCGGCUGGCUAGCAGAGGCGCCCGUCCGCAGCCCUUCCCCGAAGACGACGGCAGCGAGGACGAGGAGGAGAUGUACCGGAAUUAUCAUCACCAACUGAAUUUCUUCGGGGGUCCCAUUAAUGCAUCUGCUUGAGGUUUUCUGCUAUCAUCUCAUAUUGGGUCAGUAGGGAUGUGUGAGGAUGUGGUUGUCAUGUGAGCGAGCAUUAACAUAUCUGGCCAGAAACUCUCUAUCAAUGGAAGCUUGGUGAAGAACUGGCAUUUAAUUUCAUGGUUUCUGAUAAAUUCAAUGAUGCUGAUGCAGAUGUUCUUUGUCUCUGAUAUGCUUUUCUAUUUGAGUAUUUGAUUCCAGGAUUCCAUAAUUAUAUCAUUCUUAUUACAUAUUAUCAUAUACUAUUGCCAAGAUUUUGGUAUAUGUUAGUGCAUGUUGAAAAAAUUAUUCAUGUUGACUAUAGAUUGUUUUGAAGCAAAUGUUUUGGUUAACAGUGAUAGUUUUAGAAUAACAAGUCAAAUUAUGAGUUUAAAAUAGGAAACAAGAAAAUAUUUUAAAACAAAACAAAAACAGGACUGACCAACAGACUGAUUGACUGACUAUGAGUGUACGAAUGCUGCCUGCUUUAUGUCAACAUUAUUCAAAUGGUUUCUCUUUCCACAUGGAACUCUUUGUUGCUUUAAUAAGUAAUUUCCACAAAAAACAGUUGUGUUGAAGCUUUAGAUAUCCACCAGCAAAGCUUUCAUAAAAUUACACCGGUUAUAUUAGUGAGGUGUUAAUUUAGCUAUCAUUCCUGUUAAGUUACUAUCACCAAUGAGAUGCCAAGCAAGGGCCACGAGAAAGGUGAAGUCACAAUAUACUGGCUAACUUUGGCUGGCUUUGUCUGACUAAAAUUAAGAAUUUCUGUUAAUAAUUUUCAUUAAAAAAAAAAAACAAUAAAAUUUGGAUGUCUGUAGAUAUGUUGGCAGCUCAUUCUGUUAUUGUUAGGUUCAAAAUUGUAUCAUUAGAAUGGUCAAGGAAAAAUUGAUUAUAAUUCCUGGUGUAUUCCAUUAUGUAUGACUCGGAAUGGUUUGGAAUUGGCUGAUAAAGAGCCUUGCAUCAACCCAAACACUCUGAUAAUUAAGUUUCUAAUUGAAAAGGAAAGAGCAUAUUUUUCUAGAAUUUUCUGUAGAGAUUCCUUGAUUGCUGUAUGAUCAUAGUUCCAUGCAGAAGAUUUAUUGUUUGUUUCUGUUUGUGUAACAAGUGAAGGCCUUUGUGAUCAUGUAGUAAAGAACCAAUCUGUGACAUUUAGUCAUUGUUUCUCCAUUUUCUUACUUUAGAAAAUGUGAUGGAAAUGUACUUGUGAUUAUUGUUACAUGUAAAAGACUGGGGAAGUAGAGGCAGAGAAAUACUUUGCCCUCAUAUCCAUCCAUUGUUAAAAAGUACAAUUAUUACUCCUGUAAUCAUAUUUUGAGCAUUGUCCUAUUUAUUUCUAGGUAUAAUUUUUAUGAGAUAGAUACAUCCUUGUUUUUUCCUCAUACUUUAAGUAUCUGUUAUCCACUGCUGUUCAGUACUUGUAUUGCAUACCACUGGUCCCUCGGCAAAAAAAUUGAACCAUUAACUAUGAUGUUUCCUUGGGAGCAGAAUAAUAUGAAACCAAUGAUACAAUGCAGUGUAGUUGUAUGAAAUUGUCGGCCUGACCUGGCCUCAGAUCGAGCUUCUCAAAACUGAAAAUAAUGGUAAAAGUUCGCUGCCUUGAUAAUGUAUUUGCAACACAUUGAAGCCUACUGCUCUUACUAGGUGAUGCUCUUGGUCAAUACAAUGUGCUCUUGGGGAAGGUUUGUGUAUGUGUACAUAUGAGGGAUGUGUGUGAAACUGAACUGUCACUCUCCCAGUUCUAUGUUCUUGACCACCGUUUAAAAAAUUAUGUUCAGAUACUCUGAAAAAGUGCUGUAGCUGUUGGUCUAUUUUUAUGUUAAGGUUGUAUAUACUUUGUAAAUAUCUAAAUAAAUGUCUGAAAGUUACAAA